Molecule: messenger RNA, 1454 nt
Organism: Paralichthys olivaceus (Japanese flounder)
Lineage: Eukaryota; Metazoa; Chordata; Actinopteri; Pleuronectiformes; Paralichthyidae
Source: RefSeq, a predicted model, not a curated record
AUGGCCGAAAAAGAAAAAGUGGACUGCGCUGGGAUCCUGAAGCUGCGUAACUCGGACAUCGAGCUGCGGAAGGGGGAGACCGACAUCGGACGCAAGAACACACGUGUGCGGAUGGUUUUCAGGAUUCACAUCAACCAGGCCACGGGGAGAACGGUGUCCCUGCAGGUUGCAUCCAAUCCCAUCGAGUGCUCCCAGAGAUCGGCCCAGGAGCUGCCGCUGGUGGAUAAGCAGAACUUGGAGACGUGUCCCGCCCACGGAGGGGAGAGGAUGCGCCUCGACGGACACAACUUCCAGCACGACUCCAAAGUGGUGUUUGUGGAGAAGGCUCAAGACGGUCAUCACCUCUGGGAGACUGAGGCCAAGAUUGAGAAAGACGCCUCAAAACCUAAUUCGCUGCUGGUUGAGAUUCCUCCGUAUCGGAACCAAAGACUCUCCACUCCCGUGCACGUCAACUUCUACGUCUGCAACGGCAAAAGGAAAAGAAGCCAGUAUCAGCGUUUCACCUACGUUCCUGCCAGCGUUCCGACAAUAAAGACGGAGCCGCAUGACGACUAUGACGCCCCUCUGGUGUGCACCCAGCACGGCUCCACUGUGUCCCUCCACCCGAAGCCAUACUUCCCCCCACAGGUCAUGACCCCCAUGAUGACCUCUGACCUCCGGUCGUGUGUCGUUGGCGGUCCUUACCCUGUCAGCCAGGAGAGACUGGCGGCCAAACCUGCCUCGCUGCCUUCCUCCUCUUCCCCGAGCACCAGCCCCAAACUGCACGACCUGUCGCCGUCACACUUCUCCAAGUGCCUCCCUGCCGGCCCCCAGGGGCCCCAGUCCCCGAUCCCCCACGUCUCCAUCAUCCAGGAGACUCCCGGGCGCUACCAGCUGCCCAACCUCUAUCCGCCCAGCAGCUCCUCCUCCUCCCCGACCUCGCAGCCCUCCACUCCGACCGACGCUCCCUUCUCUCCGACCCACUGCAUGACACCAGCCCAGCCCGUCAGCGGCAGCACCAGCCCGGACGCCCAGCAGCACCCUAAGGUGCCAGAGAGAGGGCGAGCCUCGCUGCAGGAGGACGGCAGCUCCCCGCCGCUGGCCGUCAGCAUCAAACAAGAACCCCAGGAGCUGGACCAGAUGUACCUCGAUGAUGUCAAUGAGAUCAUCAGGAACGACCUGUCGAGCAUCACCGUCCACAGCCACGCAUAGUUUCCUGUCCCCCCCCUCACAGAACUGACAGUAAAAACAAUGCUCGGACCACAGCGUGCAGGAAACAGCUGAGGGAAAUGCAAGAGGAACAAAUGUAAAUGUUUUGUCCAGAUGACCAGGGUCCAACGCGUGCCUUGUUUUUCAUAUAUUACGCCUUUAUGCAGAAAAUUAUCCAAGGAGUAAAUACCAUGACUGAGUUUUGAGUAUGUAGCAGCCACACCUGCCGACACCACCCCCCCCCCACCCCCCCUGACAAAGUACGC